AUGCAGUUCAGUAACUUCGAGCCGGCCGUCAGACACGCCGUCAUUUCCAUCAGCAGUCUCUAUGAAGAGGCUCAGGGCAAUUUCGAGACUACUGCCACUGUACGGCACAGCAAUCAAAAUUUGGCCCUACACCACUACAAUGCCGCCAUUCACGAGUUGAGAGUCAUGGACUCUCAAGAAAAGCAGCCCAUAAUCUUGCUUGUUUGCGUUCUCUUCAUCUGCGUGGAGAUCAUGCGCGCCAACAGAAAAGCAGCACUGCAGCACAGCAGGCAUGGUGUCGAGAUAUUGAAGAGCAUCUCUCCCGACUAUAUGUUCUCGUGGACCAUGGAGCACCUCCUGCCGAUAUUUCGGCGGCUUAGCGAGUUUGCUCUUUUCUUCGGUGAAGAAGAGUCGGAUUUCCCUGACAUAAGGGCCCUAGAGGGGCCCAUGCCGCAAUUCUUCCUCACGUUCUCAGACGCACAGCUGAUGCUUGACGUCCUCUUCAAUCGAACAGCAGAGUUCAUGCGCUCACAGCGCAAUUCACAACGAGCUGCUUCAAAAUCACCUGGACCCGAUGAUAUCGGGACACCGCCCCCGAGUCUUCUCUCUGAGCAUGCUGCCAUCAACGGUCUUUUAGACCAGUGGUUCAAGCUUUACAAUGACUUCAUGGCCAUCAAACCCAAGGAAGCACCUACACAAAGCAAUCAAAUCAGCAGAUCGGCCUAA
Messenger RNA from Colletotrichum fioriniae, 705 nucleotides. NCBI's taxonomy places the organism in Eukaryota, Fungi, Ascomycota, Sordariomycetes, Glomerellales, Glomerellaceae. The record is from RefSeq and is a predicted model, not a curated record.